AGGCAACCGGUUAUUGGCGGUAACAAGUGACCGGUUUUGUCGUCUUUUUGAAUAAGGAGCCCUAGAAAGGAUCACUACAGACCGAAACGUUCCAGAUUUUCAAAUUUCCAAAUUGGCGCCUCCUCGUUUCUACGUCUCCAUCUGCCCUCUGGAUUCCGCAUCAUCCUCGAUUUGAUUCGAUCCGAUCUGCAUUUCUGAAAUUCAAACUCGGAGGUAUUGAUAAUGGGAGCAUCUCACAGUCGCGAGGGUCUGGAACUGUCAGAUUCCGAUCGUGAAGAUGGGAACGAGGUAACGAAUGAAGAGGAAGAAUAUGAGGAUGUUGAAGAGGAGCACCAAAGAUCUUCAGAACGACGACCGAAAACGCCAUCGUCAGUGGACGAGGUCGACGCGAAACUCAGGGCUCUUAAGCUCAAGUACGGAUCGUCUCAGAAGCCAAGCCUGAAGAAUGCAGUGAAGCUUUAUCUCCAUAUUAAUGGCAAUACUCCUAAGGCGAAGUGGGUUGUCUCCGAAAAACUCGCUUCUUACUCUUUUCUCAAGUCCUGCAGAACUGGUGAGUGUGGCGACGAUGAGGAAGAGGAGGAAGAUGAUGAUGAAGAGGAAGAGGAAGAGGAGGAAGGGCAAGAUGACUCUUGGUGGUUUUUGAAGGUUGGAUCGAAAAUUAGAGUGAGAGUAUCGUCUGAAAUGCAAUUGAAAACAUUCGGAGACCAGCGCCGCGUGGACUUUGUCGCGCAGGGUGUCUGGGCAUUGAAAUUUUUCAGCAACGAAGAUUAUAAGAUUUUUGUGGAAAAAUUUCAGGGGUGUUUAUUCGAGAAUACGUAUGGUCUUGAGGCUACGGAGGUGAAUAAAAUGAAGGUUUAUGGGAAGGACUUUAUUGGUUGGGCGAACCCUCAAGCGGCGGAUGAUUCAAUGUGGGAAGAUGCGGAGGAGAGUUUCUCAAAAAGUCCGAAUUCGGCUACGCCUGCCAGGGCAAACGAUUUAAUGGAGGAGUUUGAGGAAGCUGCUGAUGGUGGGAUUAAGAGUUUAGCUUUAGGGGCAUUAGACAACAGUUUCUUAGUCGGUGAUUCAGGAAUUCAAGUCGUCAAGAACUUCUCUCAUGGAAUUCAGGGAAAGGGUAUUUAUGUGAAUAUUGAUCAUGGAAAUCGGGGUCCUCGGGAAGGUGGUUCUAGUUUGGUCUACUCAACGCCGAAGAAGGCUCUUCUAAUGAAGGCCGAGACCAAUAUGCUUUUGAUGAGUCCAAUGAACGAGGGGAAGCCUCAUACGUCUGGACUUCAUCAGCUUGACAUUGAAACAGGGAAAGUUGUUACUGAGUGGAAGUUCGGGAAGGAUGGGGUUGAUAUUUCAAUGAGGGAUAUUACUAAUGACUCUAAAGGUGCUCAGUUGGAUCCGUCGGGCUCCACAUUUUUGGGUUUGGAUGACAACAGGCUUUGCAGAUGGGAUAUGCGAGACAGGAAAGGAAUGGUUCAAAAUCUUGCUAAUGCUAGUACUCCUGUCUUAAAUUGGGCUCAAGGGCAUCAGUUUUCUAGAGGCACCAACUUCCAGUGCUUUGCAACCACUGGCGAUGGCUCAAUCGUUGUUGGGUCGCUUGAUGGAAAGAUCAGGUUGUAUUCUAUCAAUUCAAUGAGACAAGCAAAAACAGCUUUUCCAGGCCUUGGUUCACCCAUUACACAUGUAGAUGUUACCUAUGACGGGCGGUGGAUUUUGGGAACAACUGAUUCCUAUCUUAUUCUUAUUUGCACUCUCUUUACCGAUAAGGAUGGGAAAACGAAGACUGGAUUUUCUGGUCGAAUGGGGAAUAGGAUUUCAGCUCCAAGGUUGUUGAAACUGACUCCUCUGGAUUCGCAUUUAGCUGGAGCAGACAAGAAGUUUCGAAAUGCUCAAUUCUCAUGGGUCACUGAGGAUGGGAAGCAGGAGCGCCAUUUGGUUGCGACAGUGGGCAAAUUCAGUGUGAUAUGGAACUUCCAACAAGUGAAAAACGGGACACACGACUGCUACCGCCAUCAAGAGGGCCUAAAGAGCUGUUACUGCUACAAGAUCGUUCUUAAAGAUGACUCCAUUAUUGAUAGUCGUUUCAUGCACGACAAAUUUGCAGUGACCGAUUCGCCCGAGGCUCCAUUGGUGAUCGCAACGCCCAUGAAAGUUAGUUCCUUCAGUAUAUCCAGCAGGUUAAGAGGCUGAGAUUCAGUACCAGCCAGCAUAUAUCCUCCGCUACAGGCUUUUGUUCUUCUGAUGCAGUUAUAGCUGCCUCUUUCCAAGUGGCAUGUAAGGUUUAGAACCUUAUAUAUUAUAGAUACCUUGGGUAGUUUUAAACAUCUAUUAAUGAAUUCUCUAAAUGUAUUUGUAAUUGUAUUCUAUUUUAAGCUCUUUGAUGCCCCGUGGUAGAUUUUCUUUAUCAAUUGCGAUUGAGAAAGCAAUUAUUCUAAUAUCGACCUCAAUUUUUAUUCCUUGUA
Cucurbita pepo subsp. pepo (vegetable marrow) is the source of this 2447-nucleotide messenger RNA. RefSeq names its product protein CYPRO4. NCBI's taxonomy places the organism in Eukaryota, Viridiplantae, Streptophyta, Magnoliopsida, Cucurbitales, Cucurbitaceae. Gene Ontology annotation, molecular function: protein binding. The record is from RefSeq and is a predicted model, not a curated record. Gene Ontology annotation, cellular component: cytoplasm; nucleus.